AUGGACAAGGACGCGUUCGCGAGUGCGUCUUCGAAGAAAGGAUGGGAUGACAUUGAACGGUCGUGCGCGCUGAUGGAUUCAAGCAAUUUGCAGAUCGACGGUAUAGAUCUCACAGAUCUUUUGGAAGAAGACGACUCUCAACAAAUCAACUUGACGUCCGACGCCGAAAUCUAUGAGCAACGUCAGCUUCAAGAUGCGCUCGACGCGUUACACGUUUCCAACGACAAACAAGCGCCGUCUACGACGGGAGGCAAUUCGUUCGCUGCACCUUUCGUCGUGCCUUGGGAAUGCCUGCCCCCCGCCUCUACCACCAACGCCGAUUCCGCCGUUCCCGCCGCUACCAGCGCCGCUAGGUUGCAAUGCGCUGGAAGUUUCAACGAGCGUCCCGCGCAGCCUAUGAUUGAUUCUCCGCCAGUUUCGGUGCGCGGUUCCGUGGACCCGUUUCUCAUGAAAUACCGCCUAGACACGCAGGCGACGAGCCAUAGCUUCGGGGGCUUGCCUUCUGCUGCGGAAGUUAGGAACGCUGCCCUCUCCAUGCGUGUGAGGGCUGGAGCGAAUCCUGCUGCUGUGGAGGCAUAUUUGAGGAUGAAGGCGCUAAGGGAUGGUGCGAGAACUGUACGGAAAUGA
Closterium sp. Naga37s-1 is the source of this 627-nucleotide messenger RNA. The record is from the annotation of a GenBank genome assembly. NCBI's taxonomy places the organism in Eukaryota, Viridiplantae, Streptophyta, Zygnematophyceae, Desmidiales, Closteriaceae.